Molecule: messenger RNA, 489 nt
Organism: Hypoxylon trugodes
Lineage: Eukaryota; Fungi; Ascomycota; Sordariomycetes; Xylariales; Hypoxylaceae
Product: Tctex-1
Exons: 4
Coding region: 1-489 (162 amino acids)
Biological process (GO): microtubule-based movement
Cellular component (GO): cytoplasm; cytoplasmic dynein complex
Molecular function (GO): dynein intermediate chain binding
Source: RefSeq, a predicted model, not a curated record
AUGGCCUCUACGCAAAGCAAUGCCCCGAUCAACACUACUAGAUUAAGACAAAUCGCGACGGACGCUUGCCAAAGCGCCAUCGGUAGCGCAGAGUUUUACGAGCAUUCGAAAGUCGAAGGUUGGAAUUCAACCAUAAUCAACUCGAUCCUCCGGGCCGUCAUAUCCGAAUCGACCCCUUCCGGCUCCCAGACCCCGGCUCAUAAGUAUGUGGUCAACAGCACCAUCGUCCAACACCUCGUCCCGACCUCGGCCCUCAACAAGCCGAAAGGCGGAACCGAAGCGAAAGCCGACAGCCCCCGAAUUAGCACCAGCGACGGUGGCAACCCGACUGCCACAGACGGAAAACCACACGUCGGACGGAGAGGUAUGCACUCGGCGACACAGGCAUUCUGGAACGAAAAGUCAGAUGGUAUGUGGAGUUUCAAAUAUGACGGCGGUGAAGGAAAGGGUAUGGACGUUGUCAUCUCCGUCAUCUGGAUCGGAAUAUAA